GUGGAUAACAAUGCUGCAGACAUGCAGACCUGUGUGUUGCUUUAUUUCUUGCUCUGGGGAACCUGUGACUCUCAUUAAAUGUGCUAUGGUGUGGGGAAAAGACUUAAGUAUUUUACUCUAAUAUGAAUUCUGUGCUCCGUGAAUGACAAAUUCCGCAGUUUGAGGGGCCUAAACUUGCUAAGUUUACAAAGUUUAUUAUGCACACUGGUCAGCAAAUUAAAUUAACAGUGAACUGCUUAAAACCAGGGACUUUCCCACACAGCCCUAUUUAAACACUGGAGAUCUUUGCAGAUGUCAGUUACUCGCGUUUUAAAAUGUGAUUGGGCAGGUUUGUGGAAGUAAAAAUCAUUGAAGGGGUAUUGACUGCUGAGACAAUACUUUUAGCUUAAGAAGGUCCUGAGCUACAAAUCAGUGGAGAAUGGGGAAAUACACUGAGAAAGCUUGAUGCUACUGGCGCAGCUCUUCCAUCUCUUCCGCAGGUAUCCACUAGUGGCUGCUAUUCCCCGCCGCCGGAAGAGCAUAAACACAGCGCCACCACCCCGCUCCCUGCCUUGCAGUGAUCCAGAAGCAUUUCUUGCUUUGGGGGAAAUAGGGGGGGCAGCUCACCCCAGGGCUCUGGACCAGCCUCUUUUCAGGAAACUCACUCUCUUCAUCAGGGUAUCACCCUUGCCACGUAAUAGGAGAGGGAUUCUGUUAGCAGGACGUUGGGUGAGCCCUGGCAUAGCUGUGUUCGCUUUGCAGAGGUCACUUUUCAUACUCACCUGGCCGCACCUGCAGGUAAGCCCUGAGUAGGUGUAACUAGAGGAAAGGCAUUUGCAUUUCUCGUGCAAACAAGCAGUAGCUCUACUGGGGCUGCAGGGUUGCUAUGAUGCCUGCCAGGCAGGUGCCCUCAGAAAUCAAAUCCAACUUUAUUACAAACCCUGCAGCUGGAAUGAAAGGUGGAGAAGCGCUCUAAGCUUGGUGCUCCUUUUGCCAUAGAAUUAAUGAGAAUGACCAUAAGCAUCUAAUGCUGCAAGGAGGGGUAAUUCCCAAACUCCAUCUCUCCCUCAGUGGUCGCCCACCUGGCUUUCCGCUUCUAUGGCAAGGACACGGUAGGUGGCAGAACCAUGUCUGCGACCUUUGCCUCUUGCACCUGCCUAGGCACGUGCACAGCACAAACUCUGUAAAUCUGAGCUGGGAAAGCACAGCACAGUUUCUGUAAAUACCAAGUAGGCUUUUUCCUGGAAAACAUCUUACGUCUCAUGGUAAUGCAUUUACUUUUGUUUUCUUAGGCCAUCACAAAGAAAGGCAAUAUUAUGAUUAUGUCUCAUAAACCCAUUCCUAUUGUUUAUUAGGUAAUCAGUUAAUAACAUGAGAAGUACAUUCUCAAGGAGGCGAAUGGCUCAUUCCGUUCAGAACUACAGCCUGCAAACCUUCCUAAUCUACAAAAUCCAAUUGCCUCUCACCAACUUGGUAGGCAUCAAGAUGCAUUGGCUGCCACUAGCAUUCCUGUGCAGAAUGUGCCCUGGACCCAUUGGAAGGGUAACAGUAGGAUUUACUCAGCAGCAUUGUUUCUAAGCAACAGGAGAAAGCUGCAGUCCUGUGUGAAGCCAUAGUGUAAUUACCCUGGCACACAGACUGAGUGGCAGAGGCAAGAAAGGAACAGCAACAUCAAGAGGGAAUUCCUCCUCAUAGAUGCCUGAAGCCAGAGGCUCCAAACUCAGAUCCUGAGGCCUAUUCCAAGAGUUGACACAGAUCCCAUUGAGCAUCUGUUCAAGGAGCUAGAGUAUGGAAAGAAAACGCCUGAAGAAAGAGGUUGAAAAACUCCUGGGAGAUUAUGUUGGCAUCGGACUACAAGAAAAUGAAUUUGAUCCAAGCGGACAAAGGCAGCCCACUUUUCUAGAUGACAUGGUCCAUUAUGACUUAGCCUUCAGCAUUGCUUUGCUGUGGCUACGUGACUUGGAUGUUCAGACUGCACUGACAAGAGAGAAAAUGAAUUUUAUAGCUCACAACCGAUACACAUAUCCCAACCGAACUGAGAGAGAAGCUAUGAUACUAUCUUCAUAUGCUGGAAUAUUAAUGAACAGCAUUCCUGUUGAAGAGAUCUUUGAGAUUUACAGGCCCUCAGAAACACGCAGGCGGAGAUCUGCAAAGAACCGCUGGAUUCAACCUUUCAAGCUUUCCCUGCAUCCAUUUGCCAUGCUGACUGCCCCUGAAGCUGCACAGUACGCCUGGAAGCAAAGCAUUAAGUUCCGGACAGCAGCAGCAAAUCGAAAGACCAACCCUGGUUCAAAGAGAGCUAAAAAGGACAGGAAGCAACUGGACUCACUGACCAAAGGAAAGCAACAGGUUGAUAAACUGCCCUGAGCAAGAGAGCUAAGAAAACAUUCCAGCAGCAGGGCUGGAUUUUACCAAGUAAAGGGGCUCCCCCACAACCCUGAGUUCAAUGUGCAUCCCAUGUUGCACAGCAGGAGGGAAGCUGAUCUGCCAUGCAAUCCUCAUCUCUCCUGAUGGAUUCAGCCGUGCAUGCUGUGCUUGCAUUUAUUAACAUUUGCAUCCAGCAGGGAGUUACAGAAGCAAAACAAGGAAUCCCUCCAGAGAAGCCUGGAACAGAGUCAAAAGCAAGGAAUGCAAAGGAAGCAAAGACAUAAAGACCCAGACUUCAUGUACUUAGCUGUAGGUGAGCUAAUGGAUGUCUGCUGCCUUAGCUUUGGUAAUACAUUUGCAACUCAUGUUUUGUUUUGCUUUUUGUUCUGUAUUUAAAUUUUAGCAGUCAUUCCUUCUUUUCCACCUCUCAUAUCUUAUAUCCAAGACUGACAUUCCCCCCUCUUCCCUCAGCCACCUCUUUCCUGCUUCCCUGCCACUGUGUUGGGAGCUUACAUUUUCCCAAUACAUCCCUACUGCUUCUCACACCAUGCUACUUUUACAGAUCCAAAGAGAGGAUGUAGCACUUCAGAGACAGGGAGUACAAACUUCCCCUUGUCCACAGUGCUGUGCAGCUCCCACAUAUGAUCCAGAGUGGGGCAGGAAUGAGCUGCCCUGCGUGUGACACAAGGGUUGUGCCUCUCAGGAUGAUCCCAGUUUCUUCAGCUCUCCUCUGUAACCAUCCUGUUUUCUUAUUUCCUUAGAGGCCUUAGCUAAAGGAAAAGCCUCUCCCUGUAGUGCCAGUGUAGCACUGAAGCCUGUUUUCCAUUCCCUGCUUGCUGGUCUCUAACAGUUUACCUUUGCUAUGCCCAUGCUGUGCUCAAGAACACUCCCCAUGUCCUAGAUGGGCUGUCACAACCCUCAUCCUGGUACUCAUUCUACCUUGGGUUACGAGUUGGGAGCAUGCAGUUCUGCUUCCACAUCCCUUUCUUCCUCUGGCUGGAAGGCUGGGCACACAGAGUGGGAUAUUUCUAUAGGACUCUUUCUACUUAAUUCCAUACAAGUUUCAGGGCUCAAUGGGGUAGUAGAAAAGUUCACUGCUGAGAGGUGUGUUUAACUCUAUUAGAUAUCUUUACAUAUAAAAAUGAUAGAAAUGAAGAUUCCCAGCUACUUCUAGCCAUGGAAUAGAUGUCCAUCCAAAGUAUGGUCUCAUUGUACAGCUGCAUUAACCCAUGCCUUGGAGAUGGUCCUGUACUCUAAUGCAAAAUAUCUGCUUAAGGAAAAAAACAAUAAACAUUUGUGAAGCAAAACCA
Messenger RNA from Strigops habroptila (Kakapo), 3656 nucleotides. It is a transcript of the gene C5H2orf80, whose product is annotated as chromosome 5 C2orf80 homolog. The transcript has 10 exons. NCBI's taxonomy places the organism in Eukaryota, Metazoa, Chordata, Aves, Psittaciformes, Psittacidae. Bases 1768 to 2346 code for a protein of 192 amino acids. The record is from RefSeq and is a predicted model, not a curated record.